Messenger RNA from Alternaria triticimaculans, 1170 nucleotides. RefSeq lists its product as uncharacterized. The record is from RefSeq and is a predicted model, not a curated record. NCBI's taxonomy places the organism in Eukaryota, Fungi, Ascomycota, Dothideomycetes, Pleosporales, Pleosporaceae. Bases 1 to 1170 code for a protein of 389 amino acids. The transcript has a single exon.
AUGGGAAGCUACUACCGAAAUGCUUUCGCCACACUCUCUAUACUGAGCGCACAAGACUCUCAUGUCGGCUUCCUCAAACCUCGAGAGUCGGUAUCAACGAUCAGUCUGGGUGAGAACCUUCAUCUUCGUCGAGCGCGGCCCACUUGGAGCGAAGUGCUUCAUGAAUCGCCACUGAACAAACGAGCAUGGGUAUUGCAGGAGCGAUUGUUGUCAAGAAGAGUCGUGCAUUUCGAGAAGAACGAAAUCUUCUGGGAGUGUCUCGAGACCUCUGCAAGAGAAGGGAGUGCGGAGGAGAACCCUGAAGCAUGGCAAGAGGGCGAGUGGUCUAACGAGAGCUUCAAGCGCUGCCUUACUUUCGCCAACAAUCCGACCGUGGGGGGGUUUGGCAGACAUGUGCCGGAAAGCGAGGCCUUUAUGAUGCAAUGGUAUCGCAUUGUAUGUCAGUACUCUCGGCUGAGUCUCACAUACCGCAGCGAUGUCUUCAUGGCGAUUGCUGGCAUUGCGCAAAUAUUUUGCGAAGUCACCCAUUUUACAUAUAAGGCUGGCUUGUGGAGAGAACAUGUCCAUGCUGGCCUCCUCUGGUAUGCCGACGGAUCGCUCAUGCCCGUGCGACGGGUUACCGCUAGCUCCAGUCCACCUUCUUGGUCGUGGGCUUCUCUGGAUGGCCCAGUAAACAUGAUCUUCAGCCGCGAAUCAAGGACGAUCGACACCCAACUUGCAGCCACGGUGCUUGAACACCAACCCAUGCUCGAGCGAGCCGUUACUUCCUUUGCGCAUACUGGGGAUGGCGUUCUGAUGCUGGAGGCCUAUAGCCUCGACGUUGUCUGCCGCUCGUACUCAGACGGAAGCGCGCCAUACAGCGACCCUUAUCUUCGCAUGGUGGUCGAUAUUUUCGACGAGCGUGGUGUCUGUAUCGGUACAGGCUACCAUGAUCGCAUCCCAGAAAACUGUAUUACCCAAUGCAUGGCUCUGAUCGUAUCGCAGAGGGUGCACACAACCUUCAGCAGCACUCCCAUUACCUACUUCCUGCUGGUUGUUGAGUCGCACCGCUUUGCGGAGACCUGCUACGAGCGAAUAGGCAUCGGGCAGACAGCCGAUAAGACUUACGGACAUGUAAUGGACACACUGGAAAUCGAGCCUGGGCAGAGGAAAAAGGUUAUACUCGUCUAA